UUGUAGGCGUCCGCCAUUGGUCGUGGCGUCCUCCCGAGCGUCUUCCUGUGCAGCGGGGCUCCCAAAGAGGGAGAGAGUUGUUGAGUGCCACUGAGGGUAAAGGGGCAAGUGACGAGCGGACUGAAGCACUGCAAACACGGAAGGUCUCAGAAAGAGGACUUCUGGAAGCUUCGGCACCUUGCGGACCCUCUGGUAGCGCCCGCACCUGAACGUGAGACCCUCCAGCGCGCGUGCGCAGCGAGGGUCUUCUCGCACCUGCUCGCGAGACCCCAACUGCCUGCGGCUCGAGGCCUCGCGGGGGCUUCUUGGUGGAGCGGGUCAUGGCGCAGCUGUGUGGGCAGAGGCGGUGCCGGGCGCUUCUCACCCUGCUGGCAUCACUGCUCCUCUCCGGGGCCCAGGCGGCCGAGGGAGAACACGGCAUCCAGGAUUUCUGCCUGGUUUCCAAGGUGGUGGGGAGAUGCCGGGCUUCCAUCCCAAGAUGGUGGUACAAUGUCACUGAUGGGUCCUGCCAGCAGUUUGUGUACGGAGGUUGUGAAGGAAAUGACAACAAUUACCAGAGCAAAGAGGAAUGCCUCAAGAAAUGUGCUGGUGUCACAGAGAAUUCCAUUGAUCAUUUGGCCACCAGCAGGAAUGGAGCAGAUUCCUCUGUCCCAAGUGUUCCUAGAAGACAGGAUUCUGAUGACCUCUCCAGCGAUAUUUUCAACUAUGAAGAAUACUGUACGGCCAAGGCAGUCACUGGGCCUUGCCGGGCAUCCUUCCUACGCUGGUACUUUGAUGCUGAGAAGAAUUCCUGUGAUAACUUCAUCUAUGGAGGGUGCCGGGGCAAUAAAAACAGCUAUCUCUCCAAGGAAGCGUGCAUGCACCGCUGCUAUGGCAAGCAGAUAUAUCCAGUCUUACCCCCUGGCACAAAAGUGGUGGUCCUGGCUGGGAUGUUCGUGAUGGUUCUGAUCCUCUUCCUGGGAGCCUCUGUGGUCUGCCUGAUCCGGGUGGCACGGAGGAACCAGGAACGUGCCCUGCGGACCGUCUGGAGCUCUGGGGAUGACAAAGAACAGCUGGUGAAGAACACAUACGUCCUGUGAAUGCCCUGUCACCAAGAAAACUGGGGAAGGGGGGAACGUGUGUGUGCUUUUUUAAAAUAGAGUGAUUGAUUUGUAUUUGUGA
Molecule: messenger RNA, 1161 nt
Organism: Otolemur garnettii (small-eared galago)
Lineage: Eukaryota; Metazoa; Chordata; Mammalia; Primates; Galagidae
Gene: SPINT2
Product: serine peptidase inhibitor, Kunitz type 2
Exons: 7
Coding region: 321-1079 (252 amino acids)
Molecular function (GO): serine-type endopeptidase inhibitor activity
Source: RefSeq, a predicted model, not a curated record